This is a messenger RNA of Polistes canadensis, 3764 nucleotides long. RefSeq names its product ubiquitin carboxyl-terminal hydrolase 3-like. Lineage: Eukaryota; Metazoa; Arthropoda; Insecta; Hymenoptera; Vespidae. The record is from RefSeq and is a predicted model, not a curated record. Bases 1201 to 2835 code for a protein of 544 amino acids. The transcript is spliced from 6 exons. Gene Ontology annotation, biological process: protein deubiquitination. Gene Ontology annotation, molecular function: cysteine-type deubiquitinase activity; zinc ion binding. Gene Ontology annotation, cellular component: cytoplasm.
GUAACAUCAUCUCUUCUCUUAUCUUUUCUUCUCGCGAAAGGUAUAAGUUCACCAUUAAAAAAGAUGGCGACGCUGAAGAGCGUGGGGUGCAAGAGAGAAAGAGUGAGAAAGGGAGGAAAGGGUAUAAGAGAGUUUAAGUCUAACCGUGUGCAUACGUAAGAGAGAAAGAGAAAAUGAAUCUUAAAGCGAGUAUAGUCGAAGAGCGCCGAGUUGGGCCGAGUUAGUCGACUAUUGGUGGUCUGUGAGUCUGGAGGUGGGCCGACCACCGGUGAACCGAGCUCCACGCAGCUCGGUCGCGCUCGGUCGGCAGUCGGGCCCAGUCGGCCGUCGAGGAAUUAUCGUUACCGUGCUUUUCUUCAUUUAUUCGUUCUGCCUGGAGUUUACCGUAACUCUCGUAGUAUCUCUUUCUCGACCUCCUUCGCGAGGACUUUUCUUCUCUCUUUGCGCUCCUCCGUCGUAUCGUCUGUCAGUCGAUCCUCUCAAUCUGCGCACUCGUACACCCGACUCCCCUUUCUUUUUCCGAUCACACACCCGGCGAAAAUCCCCACCGCGCUAUGUGACGGAUAUCACGGGGCACUUGCUGUGUGUGUACCCCGCCCGCUAUAUAUUAUUACUCCCUUCCUAUCCUCUUUUUCUCUCGCUCAUUUCCCCCUCUCCCCCCACCCCACCACCCCCCGCCUUCUCGUUAUACCCAUCUCUCCACGGAGGCAGUCGGUCGUGCGAAAAAGAGAGUGACAGAAGGAGAGGAGACCGUUGUGUGUGUGUGCGUGCGUGGAUAUGUGUGUGCGUGCGUGCGUUCGUUCGUCCGUUCGUUAGUUAGUUAGUUAGUUAGUUCGCUCGUUCGUUCGUUCAUUCCUUAGAGUGCGUGUGGUUGGUACAUGCUGCUUUGAUGGUGGUAGUGGUUGAGACGUGCGCGUGCGAGACGAAAGACAGAAAGCUAGAAAAGGAAAAAGAUAGGUCGAGCGUGAGUCGCCGCCGUGUAUAAGCUAGCGAGAGUAACUGAAGAUAGAAAGAGUUACUACUAUUAAUGCAGUAGUCUCAUCUCGUUUCGUUUCGUCUCGAAAGCAUAUAUUAUCCUAAGGAAAAUUCGGUGCACGCCGCGAGACGCACUUACGCAUUUACGCACGCACGCACGGUGGGAAGAGAAAGGAACGGGGGGCCUUGAGGGGGCCCCGCUUGAAAUCGUGGAGCCAGCGAAAGAUGGAGUGCCCGCACCUCGCUCAAAGCGUCCGACUCGAUGCUAACGACGUUGAAACGACCUGCACGAAGGAUUUGCCGUUCGUUUGCGCAGUAUGCGGUACCGAGAAAAGUACCUGGUUAUGUUUGCAUUGCGGAGCAGUUCAUUGUGGAAGGUACGAGGCAGGACACGCGUUGCAGCAUCACGAGAAGAAUAAUACUCAGCACUGCGUGUGCAUCGAUUGUGAGAACCUCUCGGUCUUUUGUUACACGUGCGACGAAUACGUGAUAAACGACACGACAGGUGGUCAAAUAGAAAAGAUACGUCGAAUAAUAUUUCGAAAAGAUGAGCACAAGGAGAACGACGAAAGUUGGAGUACAACGAGUACGACUACGCCAUCAUCAAGACGGGAGAGUAGCGAGGACAACGACGCUGAUGCGUUAUGGAAGGCCGAGGUUGUCGUGAGAAAUUUACGACCGAGAACGGCGAGGAAGAGGUUGCAUUCGUUGGACGGCACCAGCGGGGACAAUAGGCCAGCGACCAAACGUAGAAGCUCGAAGAUAACCAAAGAGAAAAAGGUCGUCGGCCUGAGGAAUCUUGGGAAUACUUGUUUCAUGAACGUUGUAUUACAAUCGUUCAACAACAUAAGCCACUUUUGCGAAUACCUCACACAAAUGCCGUGCCUAGAGGGUAUAGCUUUUGACCCAUCGGAACCACCGACUCACAGAGGUCGCAUCGUAACACCAGGAAGAGCCAAGGAACUUAUGAGCGAUGCCCUUUUAGCCGAGGAACUACGAAAGGUACUUCUCGGUUUGAGUCUUGGCGGUUCGAAUGGUCAAGCCAUUUCCCCGGAAUGCCUCUUCCUCGUAAUAUGGAAGGUCGUACCGAGAUUCAGGGGUUAUCAACAACAGGACGCUCACGAGUUUCUCACCUAUAUGUUAGAUAGAUUGCACACAGAGUUGCUUCAAUUAUUACCUAGGCUUGGACACGAGCCUCUCGGUUUGCGUGGAAAGCAGAGCAUCGUCACCGCCGUUUUUGGUGGCACUCUACUCAGCGUGGUCCACUGCAUGAACUGCCGUACGGAUUCGAAGACCCACGAACCCUUCCAGGAUCUUUCCUUGGAUAUACCGGAUAGACUUCAAAGACGUACGAAGGAACAGGAAGAGGUCUGUAGUCUCACCUAUAGUCUAACGAGAUUCUUCAAAGUCGAGGAACUGGCUGACAGCGAACUAUACUUUUGCGAUAAUUGUAUGGGGAAACAACGGUCCACCAAGAGGUUCUGGAUUCAUAGGCUGCCUAACGUGUUGUGCCUUCACAUUAAAAGAUUUAGGUGGUGUAAUUCAUAUCGUUCGAAGGUGGACACGCAGGUAGACUUUCCGAUGGAAUCUCUCGAUAUGUCGGCAUUUACCGUCCGAGGUAUGACCGGCAUAAAAUUGGGGGCCCAAAACAGUCAUCUUUACGAUUUGGCCGCUGUCAUUGUUCAUCAUGGUUCUGGUGCUGGCACAGGACAUUACACCGCAUUUGCCGUACACGACGGUCAAUGGUUCCACUUCAAUGACAGUUCGGUACGUCCAGCUAGCACCGACGCAGUCGCAAAGUGCAAGCCUUAUAUUCUGUUUUAUGUAAGAAAGGAAUUUUCCAUUCCGCCACCGUUGUGACAUAAUUUAACUGAGAAAUCUCGUACGGAAGAUAUGAGUCGCGACGAAGAAACGUUAAAAACUACGAAGCAGCAGGAGCAGAAACGAACUAGCGUGCCCGACAACGACGAUGAGGAAUCCCGUGAUCGAUGAACACCGGUGGCAGGCAGGCAGGCAGGCAAACGGAUACAAAAUCGAUUUUUAAACGGUACACGAAGGAAGAAUAAAAAAAAGAGUAACCAAGAAAUACAAAGCGGAGUGUUGUCAACCGUCAACAAAAUAAGGAAACGAACGACGUCCUUAUUCGAAACCCCCUCCAUCCACCAACACCAUUUCUCCACAUCCAAAUUCUUCUUAACGAAUAUUAUUCGAGCUUUAAACAAACAAACAAAAAUCACACGAAAAAAGCAAGCAAGCAACGCAUCUCUCGGUCUCGUUCUCGUUCGUCUUGGUUUAAACAUCGUCAACGUCAUUGUCAUCUCUAGCCCUUUUUCGACGAACCAUUUAAAGAUAAAAACCAACAAAAAUGAAUUCUUCGCAAAUAGAAACUCGUCGGUCGGUCGGUUGGUCUGUCGGUCGAUCGUAAUCUCGUCAUUGUUAAAUGAAUAAUAAUAAAUAAAAAAUAAAAAUAAAAAAACAAACAAAAAAGGAAGGAAAGAAGGAAGGAGUCGAUGAAACGCGUACAACGAGUUUAGAUGAUUUUAAAUUGGGAAUUAUAUAAUAUCGUCGUCGUCAUUGUCGUGGUGUAGGUUGUCCUUUUUUGUGACUGACUUAUAAAGCGCGCGUGCGAACGGCCACACCCGUACGAACAAAUUAAUUAGCACGGCGUGCGGACGCAUCGCUUUAAUUAGCGACACGAUAUUAUUUGUUUCGUAUAAACGAGAGAUAAAAAAAAAAAAACAAAACAAACAAAAAAACAAAUAAAAAAGAUAAAAAAAAAAAACAAAAAA